Messenger RNA from Pantherophis guttatus, 6836 nucleotides. Its product is annotated as KIAA1549 like. The record is from RefSeq and is a predicted model, not a curated record. Lineage: Eukaryota; Metazoa; Chordata; Lepidosauria; Squamata; Colubridae.
GUUUCUCCUAUCUUGCGUUUUCAUUUCUUUGAGUCACUAUGCUGUUCCUCCUUUGCGUGACAUUUGCUCGCUCUGAAAAGCAACAGCACGAAUCGGUCGGUAUAUAAAUAUGGCUUCUGUGAAGGAUUCCUUUCCUGAGACCUAUAUGAACUCCAUUAGGCCACACGGCACAAUACUCAUUUUUAAAAGUUGGAGCGACGAAUGACAACCCUAACCAAUGGGAGAAGGCGGCUUUUAGCCCGAAGGGCUUUUUGCACGGCCUGCUUGCUUUUACGAAUUCGCGGCUCGAGAGAGAGAGAGAGAGAGAGAGGGAGGAAUCAGGGACGCGCGAGCCUCCACCGGGAUCGAAGAGGCCUCUGGGAUCGUGCCGUGGUCCCCGCGCCCGAAACUUCUCCCCGGUGAGGCCUCGAGAGCCCAGAAGAGGUCCCCCUCGGCUUGGGAGCGCCGCCAUCUCUUGCGACUCCGGAGCAAAGGAGGGGCGGAGGGUUGCUACGUGAUUCUUUUGUCGAUGAAGCGCCGUUUCAGCGCCGCUAUCACAACUCCCCGUCCGUUCGGCACCCGUUACCAGCCUGAGGCGUCCGUCCGUCCGUCCCCCCCGCCCCAAACCCGCGCCCAGGGUUAGGGCGGGAAGGGCCUGGCGACGGGGGCCGCUUGCUGCACCGGGAGGCUCUCGCAGCAGCCCCUCCACACCUGCUGCUGUUAAGGCAAAGGACGGCUCGCCGCUUGCUCCUGCCUUGCCCUGUCUGGCCUGGCGGAGGCGCGCGGCUAUGGGAACCCGCGCACCGUGACAGACCCAGGCAGGCGCCGGACCCUCGACGGGAAUGUGCAAGCCGAGCCGGCCCACCAAUGGCUCUCGGGGACGAUGCGGCGGCGGUGGCGGUAGGUGCCGCCGCCGCCAAGUGUGAGCCUCCUGAAUGCCUGCAGGGAGUCCUUGCAGCGGGCAUCUCGAGGGCUUGGGCGGCCAGCGCUGGCUGUAGUCUACCGAUGCUCUCGCCGCUGCCGCCGCCACCCCCGCCAUGCCCUGAUCGGAGGAGUAUCGAGCCCGGCCCGGCCGCCAGAGGAUCCCUCUUUAAGGCUGUCAUGCUGCUUGGCGUGCUUUUAGUCCUUUGCCAGCGGGUCCAGGCGGAGCGAGGUGCUGAGCAACAACGGAUAAAUGUUGCUCCCUCUUCAGAACCUUUUACUAACUGGAGAGCUGUAUUAUCACCAACAUGGCCUUCUAAAGAACUUGAGUCUUCCUCAGUGGGUGAUAUUUCAAUGAGGCAAGCCUUGGAGAAUGCUAAUUUGCUUCAGAUAAUAAAAAGUACAUUAGCAGGAACUCGAACCAGAACUAUGGACCAAACUAGGCUUUUACCAACUCUCUAUCAAGGCAGUGGCAACAGUGCAUCGCAGGAACCUUCUGAGGUAUCAACUGAAUCACCAACGAAGCCUCAGGAAGCUGAUGAAAUGACUAUUGUAUCAGGUUUGCCUCAAAUUAGUGUGCCCCCUGCAUUGUCUACAUCAUCAUCAGUGACACAUCCAGCUACUACUUUGUCAUUUCAGAUAAUUCCAUGUACAACAUCUUCCAUUUCAAGUGAAAUCAAAUUAAGAUCAAACAUAUUUCCAAACUUUCCAUUAUCAUCCCCUUUGUCUUUGAUAAAGGAUACACCUAUCAUUGUUGUUUCCAAGUCGUCUGUGUCAUCUACCAAAAUGCCCUCGUCCAUAAAUGUGAAACAUUUACUCAGCACAAACACAGCUAAAUCUAACUCAAAUAAAAAAUCAGUGUUACCGUCUGUGUCUCCUGGUGUAUUAUCAUCUCUAGCAACUUCAGAAGCAACACCAGUUACAGGAAAAUCAGCUCCAACAUCACCAAUGCUGACUUCAUCCUUGUUCUCACUGAGCACUGACAAUUCACCAUCUGUGAUGGCAUUAAGCACGUUAAAGUCAACAUUAGCAAAAAAUAACACUGUCACAAAAAUGGCACCAACUUUAAGCCCAGUAGUAAUACAUGCAAAUUUUCCAGUUGUAUCAAGGGAUGGUUCUGUAAUACCUGAAUAUAUCACUAGUUCAUCCCCAAUUGAGAAAUUUAGUACAGCUUCAGUGCCCACAACACAUGCACCAAGACAAACUGAAACAUUACUUGACACCAAGAAAUCCACAAGCCCAGACAUCAGUAAAACAUCAACUGCAUACCCAUUAACAAUGACAGCAGCUUUGACAUCUAUUACAGCAUCAGCGAAAACAUCUAGACUUCUCCCUACAUCUGCUGAAAAUGCUUCUGUUGCUGCUACUGAAUCAGCUUUUGUUAAUGUGACAACAGUUCUCCCUCUGGAAUGCCAGCUGUCCAGAAACCUGCUUGUUAAGACAGUAUUGUUUCUGAAUACAAGAAGACUGCUGCUGAGUGGCUCCUUGAAACAAAAUGUCACUAAAGGUCUCACCCUGGCAUUGCGUCAAGCUUUCAAUCAAAAUGUCAAUGCACAAAUAGAAAUUCUGGAGCAAUCAAACAAUGUGACAAUUGGUUACUAUGUUACUCAGGACAGACUCGUUUUCAUACCUGCUGUGGUUAUUGAAAUGCUAAUUGCUUAUGGUGUUACUAAUGCCACUUUAGAUAUUAGGAAACAUGUGCCAAAUCUUCAUUCUGUUGCUGUCUUAGCCUUACCAUGGAACCCAUUGCCAGCUUAUCAUUUUCAGCUGAAAACAGAAUUACAGUUUGUGGAUGAAUCAGACAACAUACAGUCAUGCAGAUUUGUUCAGACAAUGGAACAAAGAUUGCAGAGGGCAUUUCAAGAUGCUGAGAGGAAGAUCUUGAAUACCACUAGCAAAUUAAAUGUUCAGAUCCUGAACACAUCAAAUGUGUCUCAGGCUGUCACUCUGUUUUAUGUGGUGAGAAAUGAAAGUACAGUCUUAAAUGGCACAGUUUCAAGCAACCUUCUUAAUCAGCUUUCAGCAGAAUUGGUGGGAUUCUAUCUUACUUUCCCACCAUUAACUAUUGCUGAAGCACUGGAAUAUCCAAAUCUCGAUACUUCAGAAACAACUAGAGAUUACUGGGUGAUUACAGUUUUACUGGGAGUUGACAUUACAUUGCUGGGGGUGAAUAACCAAAGUUUUGCAAGACUCAUGGAGCAACGUUUGGCACCACUGUUCAUGAUGUCUCAACAACAAGAAAGACGAUUUAAACGAGCCACUACUAUUGGCAGCUUUACUGUGCAGAUGGUAAAAAUGCAGCGAAUUCCAGGUCCCCGGGAGCCUGCUGAAUUGACUUACUAUACUUUAUACAAUGGGAAACCUUUGUUGGGCACAAUAGCUGCUAAACGUUUGACUACGGUUGAUUCACAAAGGAUGGCAUUGACCCUAGGAUAUGUUGUUCAAGUACAAGCUGAUCCUGUAGUUAAAAACCCACCCAACAAUUUAUGGAUCAUUGCAGCAGUGUUGGCUCCCAUAGCAGUUGUUACAGUCAUCAUCCUUAUCAUCACAGCUGUGCUAUGCAGGAAAAACAAAAAUGACUUCAAGACAGAUACCAUGAUGAACUUGCCACAAAGAGCCAAGCCAGUUCAAGGUUUUGACUACGCCAAGCAACAUUUAGGCCAACAAGGGACUGAAGAUGAUGUUUUGCCUGUCACCCAAGAGACCGUAGUUUUGCCUGUUCCUGUGAGAGAUGCUCCUGCAUCCCAGGAAAGAGAAAUUGUUCAGGAUGGGAGCACAGCAAAAACUGCCAAGUCCAAUGACACAAGAAAGAGCCGGUCGCUGAGUGAAAAUGGUUCCGUCAUCAGCAACGAAUCAGGAAAGCCCAAUUCAUGCCGAGGCUCUCCACAGAAAGUUACAGCACAGCAGAAAGUGACAAAAGAGGAAGGAAGAAAAAGAAAUGUGCCUUUAAGUGAUGAAGAGGAUGGAAGCAUGCUAUUUGACAAUAUGACUAAAUCUGCCAUUGAUCCCUUUGACACAUCUUCUGGAUCUGUACAGUUGAUUGCAAUAAAGCCUGUAGCUUUGCCUCCUGCACACCCAGGAACAGACAGGACCCAAGAUACAGCUAUUCUUAAUGGGGAGAUUAACAAAGCCUUGAAACAGAAGUCUGAUAUAGAACACUAUCGCAACAAAUUGCGAUUGAAAGCAAAGCGGAAAGGCUAUUAUGAUUUCCCACAAAUUGACAACAAGGGCUUGGCAGAUAGAAAAAAGAUGUAUGAAAAAACACAAAAUGAAAUAGACCAUAUUCUGGAUCCUGAUACAGAUGGAUCCUCUCCAUUUGUAGAGCCCAAAAACAGGCAACAAACAAAGACCUCAGUUUACCGAAGCAGACAAUCUUUGAACAGUCCUAGUCCAGGAGAAACUGAAAUGGAUCUUCUAGUUACGCGUGAAAGACAGAGACGUGGUAUCCGCAAUAGUGGAUAUGAUACUGAGCCUGAAAUGAUAGAAGAAACAAAUAUUGACCGUGUCAAUGAAUCUCGAAAUUAUACCAGAGCCCAUCAAGCAAAAGGCCAUUCAGAGACUUCAACUCUGAGUUCUCAGCCAUCUAUUGAUGAAGUUAGGCAACAGAUGCACAUGUUACUAGAGGAAGCCUUUAGUUUGGCUUCAGCAGGUCAUGGAGGACAGAACAGGCAACAAGACACUUACAAUUCUGCACAGAAUUUGCCAUAUUCUGAAGUUGUGACCAGUGCUCCUGGUACCAUGUCUCGGCCUAGAGGUGGAAUACAGUGGGUGCCAACAUAUAGACCAGAAGUGUAUCAGUACAGUUUACCACGACCUGCAUACAGGUUUUCUCCACUCCCUGAAAUGGUGAUGGGUUCUCCACCUCCUCCUGUGCCUCCCAGAACAGGACCUGUUGCUAUAACUUCUCUUAGGAGGUCAACUUCUGAUAUUGGCAGCAAGACAAGAGUAUCAGAGUCCAGUGGGACUGAACAGAUACAGCCACAUGAUCAUGUCCCUUUUGUCCCAGUAUCAAAAGCCCCAGUAACUGUGGCUCCAUUGGAUCAAUCAGCUUUGAAUUACUCAGGAAAUACAGUUCCAGCAGUGUUUGCCAUCCCAGCAGCAAACCAACCUGGGUUCACAGGUUAUUUCAUCCCAGCACCACCUGCAGCAUACAGAAAUCAGGCUUGGAUGUCUUAUGCUGGAGACCCUGAUAUCCCAGGACAAUGGGCUGACUCGGUUCCACACCCUGGCUACAUAGAAGCAUAUUCACAUCCACCCUAUCAGCACAACUGUCUUUCGAUGCUUCAUCCUCAGUAUGGUGAAUCAGCAGAUUUGUACCCAAGUCUGGAAGAAGCUCUGCACUCUGCUACAGCUGGAUCCCAUCAAAGCAUAAUAGAAAAUGAUGCUUCAGUCAACCCUGUCCCCAAUCUUUCUACAACUGCCUUGGUGAAAGCAAUAAGAGAAGAAGUAGCCAAGUUAGCCAAGAAGCAGACACAAAUGUUUGAAUUUCAGGUUUGAUGGCGUUCUGUUCUGUAGGUUUUCAUCACUGGGAAGUCUCUAGCUUUUAAAUUAGACUUGUCAAAAGAAUGCCCUGUUUUUCUAAUUCUGAUAGAGUCAAUAUUGGACUUUUUAAAGUGAUAGCAACUAUAACAUCAGUUUCAUGCCUGUUACAAUAAAUAUUCCCUGGCAUUCUUUGUGAAACAUUGAUAUAUUAUAAGCAAGUGUUCAUCACAUAUAUCUUGUUUGAUGACAUUUCUACCACUGUAAACAUCUGUUAAACCAAAUGCCUGCUUACUAUUCCAAUAUACAAAGUGCUGGGGAAGCACAAAUAUAGAUCACUCUGUAGCAACAUGUGCAUGUAAAAAGUAAGUUUUAUCUUUCUGGGUCAAGAGGAAACUAAUACUGUGAUAAUUAAAGGACAUGUAUUCUUUCAUUAGUGGUCAAGUAAGUUACAUUUUGGAACACAAUAUAAAGACUGAGUACAACAAAGCAAUAGAGCUCAGCUUUUGCCAGAAGCCACAUUUGGACCACAAGAAUUUGAUAUGUAUGAACUUCACAGAGUGCUUUAUUAAUGUCCUCAAAGGCUUGAUCAUUGUUUAUAAUUCAAAAACCAGGGGGAAAAGAGAGUUGGUAAGAGGUAUACUAGUAUAAUUAGUGUCUAAAGCACUGGUAUAAUGUUACUUUUGAGUUACACAGAAAGUUUUCAAUAGUGUCUCUAUUGACUCAAAAGGAAAAGAAACUUGACCAAAAAUAAAAAGCUUUUGGAAUCUUCCAAUGAAACCAAACUCUCUAUAUCCCCUAUAUUCAAAAAGGAUUUCACAUUGAACAAAGUGAAAAUAGUGAAUUUGAGAACCUUGAGUCUCAAGUUCUCAAAUGACAACUCAGUUGGGAAUAAUGAAUGUACUUUAAAAAAAAAAAAUCUCUGCUUAAGACAGAGCUCUAUUCUUUUUUUCUUGAGUAAAUAAUGACACGGCUAUGCAAAACACGUCAAGAAAACCCAUGGCCAGAGUUUUGCCCAUGUAAACACUGGGCAGGAAAUGAGCAUGACUCAAGGGAAUGUUACCUUCAUAGCCUGGCAUCAAUAUUAAGGUUGUGAAUAAGCAAACAAGUUGGUUGGUUGAAUAAAAUAAUAUGCUGUAAAUACGUUGCUGAAGUAUUUCAACAAAUUGUUCUGUUGAAACUGUUGAUAUCGAAAAUGAUUUUGCCAAAUCUAGAAUUAUAUAUUUUGAAAGAUAAAUGUAAUUCUCUGUUUUAUUGCAGUGCGAUGAAAAUAACAUGUGGAAUGAAAGUUGAAUGCAAAUAUGCUGAUUCAUUUAGGAUAGCUUCAAAAAUGGUAGACUAUUAACAGAAAAACAUUCAUUUAUAAUGCAAUCUUCAGAAGAACUGAGAUUGUUUAUGGGAUAACAAGUUGGAUGAACGGAUUUUUUGCUGGAAUAAAAAAAAUACCCUUUAGCCAA